This is a messenger RNA of Numida meleagris (helmeted guineafowl), 2675 nucleotides long. It is a transcript of the gene TECTB, whose product is annotated as tectorin beta. The record is from RefSeq and is a predicted model, not a curated record. Bases 557 to 1426 code for a protein of 289 amino acids. The transcript is spliced from 7 exons. Gene Ontology annotation, cellular component: cell surface. NCBI's taxonomy places the organism in Eukaryota, Metazoa, Chordata, Aves, Galliformes, Numididae.
CAGCUUGCAGGGCUGAGGCCUGUGGUGGAAAUGUAAACUACAGCUGCGCAGGAUAAUUACUGCUAAACUUAGAAUUUUCAGAACAGAGAAACUGUAAGGAUUAAAAAAAAAACUUACAAGAAGUUAAGGCUAUAUACAUCAGGAUAGACAUCAGCACUGAAUAGUUUUAGCAUUACAUUAUUAAGCACAGUAUGUAUAUUAGUUGAGUCAUAUUUCUUCUAGUAAUUUCUGUUGUCUUUUUUUUUCAGCUCCCAUUGUUUCAAUCUCAUUUAAUUAUACUAACCUUUUAGGUUUAGACUCUUUAAGAGAACAAAAAUAUCCUAGAAUAACUUUAAAUCAGCACUAAACUGAAAUAGUAAAACUGUCACAGUAGUGAUCCAGUGAUAAUUGUGGUCCUGGAAAUAUAUGUCCUGUUGACGCAAUGAAAUCGGGUGACAAUAUCAGCAGUGUUAUUUCUCUCUGCAAGAAUGACAAGUUUAAACAGUAUCCAGUUUAACAGUUUCAGUUGGGAAGACAAAUUCAGCUUUUUUCUCGUGUCCUCAGGUCAUUGCAAGAAAUGGUGGCUGUUACUAUUUAUCUGAUGGUCAUCUUGGCUCAAGCUUUUGCGGGGCCCUGCACUCCAAAUAAAGCAGAUGUAAUUCUGGUAUACUGCUAUCCUAGAACCAUCAUUACAAGAAUUCCAGAGUGUCCUUACGGAUGGGAGGUUAAUCAGCUGGCACUUGGAGGCAUUUGUUACAAUGGGAUCCACGACUCAGGAUAUUACCAAUUCACAAUCCCAGACCUGUCACCUAAAAAUAAAUCAUACUGUGGGACGCAGUCAGAGUUUAAGAACCCUGUUUAUCACUUCUACAACUCCAUCGUCUCCAAUGACUCCACAGUGAUCGUGAAGAGCCAGCCUGUGAAUUACUCAUUCACCUGCACGUACAAUGCCAACUACUUGGUGAACCAGGCUGCCUUCGACCAAAGGGUGGCCACCGUCCAUGUGAAGAAUGGGAGCUCUGGCUCAUUUGAAAGUCAGUUAUCUCUCAACUUCUACUCUAAUGCUAAGUUUUCAAGUAUAAAAGAAGCCCCUUUUGUCGUCGAAACAUCAGAAAUUGGUUCUGACAUAUUUGCUGGAGUGGAAGCUAAGGGCUUAAGUGACAGGUUCAAAGUUGUUCUCAACAACUGCUGGGCAACGCCCUCCUCGGAGUACUUCUACCAGGUGCACUGGCCUCUGAUCACCAAGGGGUGCGCCUCGGACUACUCCAUCAUUGUCCACGAGAAUGGGAAAACAAACCGAGCGACAUUUCAGUUUAAUGCCUUCCGAUUCCAAAACAUCCCCAAGCUGUCCAAGGUCUGGCUGCACUGCGAGACGCACGUCUGUGACAGCGAGAAGUUUUCCUGCCCCGUGGUAAGGCCUCCCUCCAAGGGAAACACACGGAGCUAAAUUCAGUGGGUGACCUAGGGGCACGCCAGGUGGGGAGCAGGCAUUAGAUGGAGCCAUCACAAUGCAUUAACCCGAGUGGUGGGCUGUGCACCCUGAUCUCUGUCAUGCCAUGGGUACUAUGUGCAGUGUUGGGCAAUUUGUUUGGAGGUAUUGAGAAAUAAUGUAGUCAUUUAAAACCUCAGUUUUUGUCAACAUUGCAGCCUAGGCUUUUGUUUGGCAAACAGCUACAGCUAAACAAAAGCCUGAAAAAAUAGGAGAAAGUAGAGCAUUUGCCAUUUUACCAUACAUCUCAGUGCUGAGGGCAACCUAGCUCAAAGCAUGCCUCUGCUCAAACAAAACCUCCCAGUCCUCCUUCCUGGGGGAAUUUCCUCUCUGAUACCCACAGCAAGUUACUGCUCUUGGAGCUGUCCUGUUCUGCGGGAAAUACAUAAAUGGUCACUGGAGCAGGAACACUGGCAUCACAGAGCAGGUUUCUACAGCCUUAGGUAGAAAAAUGCAGUUGGUGUGUGGUCUGCUCUAAUUAAGGCUGAACCAAGCAAGGCAUAACCACAGUUACCACAUGCCAAGGUUAUAAAAAUGCCCACAGCUGGGGACCUGCAAAGGUUAGGAAAUGGACAAGGACCUUUAACCUAGUGAGCACUGCCUCCGAUACAGACCUUGUCAGCUGUGAUGGGAGACAUUAGUCCUGAAGAUGAGCUGUAUGGAAGGGAUUUGGUGCUUUCUCUUCAUAUCCAAUGAACAAUAAUUACAGUUUGCAAUAAACAACAACAGAAGUCUUCACAGAGGUCAGGGGUUAAAUAGAUGGAGCUCAGCUACUUCCUUCCUCCUUGACAAGAGGCUUGUUUACAGCUGCAUGGAAAAGGCAGCCCACUGACAGCCACUGUACAGGCUGUGGCACACCAAAAUCCUCAUCCAAUGCACAGCAAAGGCUUUCCUUGAACACCAAAAAGUCCCAGUGAUUACAGGAAAAUAAAAAAAAACAAUGGUCCCUAGAAAACAUGCAGCAAAAUUGAUACAGAUUUCAUUUACUUGGUUGGAAACAUAAGAAUUGGGUUUAGAUGUAUAUAUACAUAGGUUAAUUUUGGGAGGUAUACAUGGCUUUCUCUCUGAUUUCUUGAGACAUGUGACAAACGAAAACAGCGCAUGGAACAAACCGGAGGUGUUUUAGUGGCGGAGAUCUCUGUGCGCAGUAAGUGCCUGGGUUCCUGGGGUGGUUCUCCCUUUGGGAAGCAGCGAAUGGGGGAGCAGC